This is a messenger RNA of Salvia splendens (bonfire salvia), 1787 nucleotides long. Its product is annotated as protein CONSERVED IN THE GREEN LINEAGE AND DIATOMS 27, chloroplastic. Lineage: Eukaryota; Viridiplantae; Streptophyta; Magnoliopsida; Lamiales; Lamiaceae. The record is from RefSeq and is a predicted model, not a curated record. Bases 537 to 1472 code for a protein of 311 amino acids. The transcript has 7 exons.
GUUUAUAUGCUAAAUUAUCUAUAUAUUUUUGACACAUUAUAUAGACCGUAAUGAAGCACAAUUUAAUUGAUAAGAUGUUUUUCUUCGAUAAAUAAGUCGAAUAUUUGAGUCGCUACGAGAUGCCAAAACCAUUAGCCUGCAAGCUCGUGGAGACACGCCACAAGCAUCACAAAUAUUGCGUGUAAAAAUACGCUUAACAUACUGCAGCUUAACGCAAGCCGCGUGCCAUCUGCCUCAGCCACAAAAAUUAAGCAAAAUAUCCUGCAAUUAUCUACCAUUAUGCUUCAUGUCCCAAACUUGUGGAUACAAAGCUAAAACAUUAAAGUGGGGCCCCACUCCAUUUUCCACAACACAAAACAACAAACCCACAAUUUUGAAAAGAAAAACAAAGUAUUUAUCAUCCACGCAAAUAACUGGAUGAUCCUUACCUUAACCAAUUUUCUUGAUGAUUUGCUUCCUGUUCUUGGCUUCAAAUUCUGGGAGAGGUCUGUGUUCAGUUUCAGUGUUUCACGGCCAUUAAUCUGAAAAAAACAUAAAUGCUACGAGUGAACUGUAUAGUCUCAUGUGGUAGACAUGCCAUUGCCAAGUAUGGAAACAGCUUCAACACAAUAGUUCCGCACAGGAGAAAUGAGGUUUUGCAGGGAAGGAUAAGAUUUAGAGUGAGAGCACUGAAAGAUGAAAAGAACGGAGGCAAAGGUGGAUCACCUGGUCAGAGCUGGGAUCCUGGCUUGGAGAUUGAGGUGCCGUUCGAGCAACGCCCGGUAAACGAAUACUCAUCUUUGAAGGACGAGACUUUAUACUCAUGGGCAGACCUCAGCCCGGGGUCGUUUUUCCUACGUCUUGGGGGACUCUGGUUUGUCACUUUCACAGUCCUGGGAAUACCUAUUGCAGCUGCGAGCUUCAAUCCUGCAAAGGAUCCUUUACGAUUUGGCCUCGCUGCAGGCACAGGAACCCUAUUUCUCGUUUCGCUGAUUGUCCUGAGGAUUUAUCUGGGAUGGAGUUACGUUGGUGAUAGGCUUUUAUCAGCAGUCAUACCGUAUGAAGAGACUGGAUGGUAUGAUGGGCAGAUGUGGGUGAAACCACCAGAGAUCCUUGCUCGAGAUAGGUUGCUUGGCUCAUACAAGGUUAAACCAGUCAUCAAGUUGCUGAAGCAGACUCUAGUUGGAACUGGAGCUCUGCUUGUUGCAGCUGUUUCAUUGUUUAUUUUUGCAACACCGGUAGAGGACUUCAUCCAAAAGACCUUUGUCCAGAAAGAAAAUCUGUCCAAUAUCUCAACUUCAAAGACAGCUGAUAAGUUCAAUAUAAGGUGGAAGGAGGAGCUGCUAAGAUUGCCAGUUGAGGUGCUGUCUGACAAUGAUCUAGCAGCGGCAGCUGCGGAAGCUGCUGAUGGAAGGCCUGUCUAUUGCAGAGACAGGUAUUACCGUGCCUUAGCAGGUGGGCAAUACUGCAAGUGGGAGGACCUACUCAAGUAACAGAUUAAAGAUGAACAACUAUUCAAUUUUGACACCAUGCACAAGGCCAAUUGGCCAUAUUAGCUGGAGCUAGAGACCAUUUGGAAAGCAUCAGAUACAUGUCAGAAAAGCAGGAAACUGCUUAACUUCAAUGUGGAAAUUUUGUAACAUAAAAUGAAUAUGGUUCAGUAGCUCCCAGGACCCAGAUAGAACUCCCUACUUAUUCAAGACCAUAAGACAUGCCACAAUAUAGCAUUAAGCAUAAUACAUUAAUACCAUGUUGGGAUCGGGGAUCUGUACCACCCCCGUUUCCAUCAUAUAAAAUCUUUACAUGCC